AUGAAAAAGACCCCCAAGUGGUCCCCGUCCGGAUUUACCCUGGUCGAACUGUUAGUUGUCAUCGCCAUUAUCGGCGUGCUGAUCGCCCUGUUGCUUCCCGCCGUUCAGCAGGCUCGCGAGGCGGCUCGCCGAAUGCAGUGCACCAACCAAAUCAAGCAGCUCGGUCUCGCGAUUCACAAUUAUCACGACACCUACAACAAGCUUCCUUACAUUCAACAUGCCGAUGCCGGUUCGGGAUCGACUGCUCAGCGUGGCCCUUCGUGGAUCGUUCGCAUUCUUCCUUUCAUUGAGCAGACCGCAGCAUACGACCAAAUGGUGUUCACCGGCGACUGGAGCAUGGCCGACGGUGUGAACCCGAAUGCGAACCUGGUCGACGACUACUACGUCGACGGUCUCAACUGCCCAUCGAGCCCGCUGCCAAGCAUGGCCGAAGAAUCGACCUCGCAGCAUGGCACGCUAAACCUGCAGCGUCCGAGCUACGUUGGCAUCAUGGGUUCCUACUUCCAAGGCGGCACCAGCGGCACCACUUCGACAGAGAUCGCUUACAACAACUCGUACGGCGGCGGCGGUAAGAACGGUUUGUUCGUCCACCAUGGCGAAGGCGUUUCGGCCAUUGGCUUGGAAGCGGCAACCGACGGGACGAGCAAUACCAUGUUGGUAAGCGAGCAAAGCGACUAUUUCUAUAAGUCGGACGGCACCAAAGUCGAACGCCGUAAGAGUGGUCACCGUGGCGGUGCCUGGAAUGGCGGUGCGUUGAGCACGCAGUGGCUCGAUUGGCCCGCCAAUGCUACGACCAUUCGAUACCCCAUUGCCACCGAAGGGGGCACCGGCAACUCGCAGAAUUACCACUCGAACGUAGCCCUCGUUUCGGCUCAUCCCGGCGGCGUGAUGAUGGGCCUGGGCGACGGUUCAGUCAGCUUCCUUUCGGAAACGAUCGACUUCCGCACGAUGACCGCUUUGGCCGACCGCCAAGAUGGCGCCGUCGUUGGCGAUUACUAA
Symbiodinium sp. CCMP2456 is the source of this 999-nucleotide messenger RNA. The record is from the annotation of a GenBank genome assembly. NCBI's taxonomy places the organism in Eukaryota, Dinophyceae, Suessiales, Symbiodiniaceae.